AUGACGAAGUGGCUCCUUCUCCUCCACCUCGCGCUCGUCCUGUCGUCUUGCAGUGGCGGUGCUACGUCUCCAGCAUUCGAAAAGCUGUCCGAGUUGACAUCGUCUGACGAAGAUCAAGCUACGCCGCCAGACGUGACUGGCGAUGGGAACGCACUUCGUGCCGCCACCGUCCCCGACGAAGACCCUCUUGAAGAACGGGGCAUCGAGGCCGUUGCAGGAGUCGUCGAAAAAGUUACUGCUCGUGUGAACCCGUAUCUUCGCUUCAGGUCCAAGCAAAUAGCCCCCGCGGUGGACGCGAAGGCGAAACAUACAAGCUUAGCUGCUGGCGAUAUAAAGGGUGCUGGUGCUGAUUGGGAAAGUGUGUUUGCUAGACUCUACUCUAGCGGGUACGAAAAAAGUACGGUCCGGGCAGCCCUGUCCAACUUGGCGACUACCGAGGGCAAAUUACCUGCAUCGCAUGUGGACAUUAUCGCCGCAGCGUACGCCGUCUACCGCACAGAGCAGAACGUUAUAGCGGCCGAACAAUUUUCGAAAUUGAUGAAACAGCAUCCCUGGACCCGGACGCCCCCUUCGAACUACCGGAAAGCGGCGGCAGCCCCAUCAAACGGCCUGCAACUGGCGUCCCCUUCAAGUGACCGGAAACGGACAGCUCUAGCCAGCAUCGAAGAACAUCCCUCCCCACGCAGUGUUCUGGAUCUGACUUCUCCACCCAGGGCUCGUAAGUACUCGAUAACACCUUUCAUCAGAGACCUGGCUAAAAAACAUGAUGCCCUACUUGAACAAAAACGCCUCGCCAAAGAGGUGAAGGCCGAGAACCUGAAAGAGAUGAACGAGGCCAUUGCUUGGAUGAAUGGAGAGAAAUCGCGGUUUCAAAAGGCUCUAAAACAUCAUGACAUUCAACCAAGGGAAGGUCCUUACUAG
Molecule: messenger RNA, 921 nt
Organism: Hyaloperonospora brassicae
Lineage: Eukaryota; Oomycota; Peronosporomycetes; Peronosporales; Peronosporaceae
Source: the annotation of a GenBank genome assembly